Molecule: messenger RNA, 3105 nt
Organism: Penicillium argentinense
Lineage: Eukaryota; Fungi; Ascomycota; Eurotiomycetes; Eurotiales; Aspergillaceae
Product: KAR9 family protein
Exons: 2
Coding region: 1-3105 (1034 amino acids)
Biological process (GO): nuclear migration along microtubule; establishment of spindle localization; mitotic spindle orientation checkpoint signaling
Cellular component (GO): spindle pole body; cell cortex; mating projection tip
Source: RefSeq, a predicted model, not a curated record
AUGCAUGCCACAGUCGACGGUCCAACUUCCUCGGCGACCGACAUCGCGUCCCCCAGCGCGUCCGUUUUGUCCGUGUCUCCUCCCCCCGCGGUCUCCGGCUCCCCCAAUGAUAACGGCCCUUCCCCUCUUCGCCGUCUCAAAUCCAAAUCUUCCCUGUGGAGUGUCGGCAGCAGCAAUCACGACGACGAAGCUUUCCCAGAGCCUACCAGCGCCGAGAAGAACGCUAAACCGAACAUCUUCCGCCGCUUAUCGCCCGCCCUCGCGGCUCGGGUGAAGCUGCUCGACGGCAGCAACAAGGGCAACAACAACAACAAGAACGCCAGCGCAGUCGGUCGGAUCCCCGAGGAACACCUCAAGGAACUCGACAACUUGCACCAGGACCUCUCCAUUAAAGUUGAGAAGAAAGGCCAGGCGUGGGCCGGCGUGACGCACACCUCCCCGAGCCAAACACAUCUCCAAAAACGGACAGCGUCGAAUAGGCUCGAGCUUCCCAGUUUCGAUUUCCUCCACGAAGUCUCUGAGGCGCGAUCGCAAGGACAAGAACACGCUGACGUGGUCGUCGACAGCCCGGAACCUCCUGUUCUAGCUGCCGCUCACCCCCGGCGGGGACUGUUCCAGACACACCAAGCACUGGGGGCUGACCCGGUACCGAAAUCGUUUUCCCAUGAUGCCGCACAGGAUACACGUACAGACUUCGAGAAAUAUGUUGACGACACCAAACGGAACGAGGAGCGAUCAGAAUCAGCAGCACCACCUCCCCCGCCGAAAGAUUCCCCUCCCGGCCACAACUAUACCUUCUCCUCUUCUUCGAACCCGCAAUCCUACUUCAACUACGCGGCAUCUUCACGCGCCGAAUCCAUCUACUCGUUCUCCCGUGCCUCCUUCAGCAACCAGCUUUCACAACUCACGUCGAUACCGCUUCCCCAGCCCGCCGCACUUGAGACCAGUAUAACGAACAUCCAGACGGCCCUUGCGGCAGUUCGCGCACUCAACGGCCACGCAGAGCAAAUUCAAAUAUGGAUCAGGAAGGCAUCGGACGUGCUCAGUGGACUAGAUGCCGAAGAUGACGUCGAGUGGGCGGCGGCUGGCGGCCGCGAGGGUCUUGAUGGAGUCGACAAAGCCAUCACUCGCUUUGAGUCGUUGGUCAAUGUUUACGUGAGCGCUAUUGAAAAAGUGCAACUGCGAGACGACAUUGCUACUGUGGAUUCCGAGAAUUUGAAGACGAUCGUUGGCCAGAUGGACAGUAUUUUGCAGCACUGGACCCAAAUCAAGACUAAGCUGAAAGGUGUGAAGGAGCAAGUGGAACUGGCGAUGGAGUGGGAGGAAUUAUGGUCGAAUGUGCUGGGCGAUGUGGGCAUGGAAAUCGAUAACUUGAGCGGAAUGAUCUUCGAGAUGGAAGAAAAGCGACACCAGGCGCUCUUGGACAACGGGCCCGAGACGAGUGGCGGCGUUGAUAUCAAUGAGCUCGAGACGAUCGUGGAAGAAUCCCCGUCUAAAGGCCGGUCACACGGUCACGGUCGGAUGAGUCUAGGCGCGAUCAUGGCGAGCGCAUCGAACACGCCCAUCAUCAAGACUCCCCAGGACGAUUCUACGGCCAAUCUCAUGGCUCUCUUUGCCCGCAUGCAGCCUCUUCGAGCAUCUCUGGAUUUCCUGCCCAUGCGACUCUCCAUGUUCCAAUCGCGAGCCGAGGCAAUUUUUCCGAGCGCGUGCGAGGAGCUUGAUGACCGUCGAUCUCGCCUUGAGAAGAGUUUCAAAGUGCUCCAAACAGAUUCCGAGGCACUCCAGAAGGAAUUGGGUGAGGACAAGUGGAUCAUGGUGUUCCGCAAUGCGGGAUCUCAGGCACAGAAAAUGUUCGACUCGGUUGAGCGCAGCAUCUCUAAGCUUCAGGAAGGUUUGGAGAGCAACGCACAAGUCAACAACCCCGGAGCUUUCACCAAGCGCGUUGAGACGUACGAGACGAAGAAAACGCAUUAUCUCCCUGCGAUUGAGCGUGUGAUCACCAUCAUCCAGAAGGGCAUCAAUGAUCGCCUUACGGUUAAUGGUGAGGUACUCCGGCUGUUGUCUGAUAUGAAGUCCCGAACAGAUGCCCUCAAAGCCAGUCUGAGGGUGAUGGAUGCUUCUUUGGAAGAUGUUCAAAUCAUUCGAGGUCAGCAGCUGCGUGAUUCGAUCUCCAGCAUUAUAACGAUGGAUAGCCCUGCGACAGGCAGUGCCAUCGAGACUCCUGGAAGUUCACCAGCAUCAUCAGUUGUGCUUGGAGGGAGUGGAUAUAAGACACCGAUGGGUGGCUCGAGUCGCCGUGAAAGCUCCGCCGGCAGCACCACAGCCCGUUCAACAAUGUCGAAUGUGCGGCGAUUCUCGGGCCUGCCGCAGCCGACAACUACCUUGACUGGACGCAAGUCUUCCAUUCCCGUUCCCUCUGGGAUGGGAUCUCCGCCAUCCUCCAAGACGAGCUAUGCCACUACACCAACUCCUGCCAGUCGCAGAAUGUCUCGCACUCCGCAGCCGCCAUCAACCAUUCCUAAUCGGCCGCGAUGGAAUGCUACCACCAACGCGAAUGAUGUGGAUACUGGUCACAACUUCAAACCCUUGAGUGCUACGACUCCCAGUAACUACCGGAAAUCGUCUGCCCCAACGCGAACACCCAGACCAUCAUCGACGAUGGCAUUCCGGCGAGACAUGAAUGCUUCUCCAGCUCCCGGUGCUGGACCUGGUGGGCGCUCGAUCAGUCGACUGUCCAGUCGCUUGGCCUCAGCUUCUCGCAGUCCCGUGCGAAAUAUUUCCUCCCCUACCUUCGCUCGAUCCUCACUUCUCGACCCACCACCUUACAGCCGCCUUCGCAGACCCUCUGGCGUCUCAAACGCGUCUGGAAUGUCAAGCACCCCACGCAGCCGACAAAGCUUCGCUGGUGUUGGCUCUUUCAGUCGCAGUGUAUCAACAAAUCAAGAAUUCAGUGAAAGUCCAAGCAAGUCCACGCGACCUGGCACUGCCUUGGGCCACUCCGGAAACAAGCGAAUGAGUCUACUUCCCCUGCCACGGCCGCGGACCGAGAAGGACCGCACCGCUGCGCAGAAGAAACUCGACGCCCGGCCGCCAUGGAGGGCAUGA